Messenger RNA from Macroventuria anomochaeta, 2898 nucleotides. RefSeq lists its product as uncharacterized. Gene Ontology annotation, biological process: endoplasmic reticulum unfolded protein response. Lineage: Eukaryota; Fungi; Ascomycota; Dothideomycetes; Pleosporales; Didymellaceae. The record is from RefSeq and is a predicted model, not a curated record. Bases 207 to 2708 code for a protein of 833 amino acids. The transcript has 2 exons. Gene Ontology annotation, molecular function: protein binding.
GUGGGCUAAAGACAGUUUGCGGUUUCGCUGCAGCAAGACGGGUCUUGCUGCACUCCGAGUGUUUGACUUUCACUGCGAUUGCACUCUUGUCACAAAUGGCAAGACCGCGCUGACCAUACCGGGCCAUUAACGCAACGUAUGCAAACACGCAGUAGCACGCCGACUCCGACCACCUCACUCUCCACCUGCCCAUCCAGUGAUACAAUAUGGCGGAAGACACGUUGACCAUCAAUCUGAAGGUCUUGUCGCCGUCCAGCGAAAUCGAGGGCGGCAUCCACCUGCAAGACCUCCCCGCAUCGACUACCGUGAGAGAACUCCGGCUCAAGAUCCAAGAGGCGGUGGCCUCCAAGCCGGGACCUGAGCGCAUGCGCCUGAUCUACAGGGGAAAGGUUGUAGCGAAUGACGCUGACACGCUGGAGACGGUGUUCGGCGCAGAGAACAUCCGUGAAUCCAAAAGCCAAAGCCUGCAUCUCGUCCUCCGGGAACUGCCGCAUGCCUCUUCGACCUUGUCUACACCAGCUCCACGCACAGCGACUGCCCCGCCGAGUCCCUUCCGCCCAGCGCAAGCACCACCACCAGCGAGUCCUGCACUCCAGACCAACCCGUUUCGAGCAAUACCACAGCCUCGACCAAACUCGCAGCCACAGGCUGGCCUGCAGUCGCACCACCACCACCAUCAUGCACACCACCCGCAUGUCCACCAUCACCACCAUGUACAGCAGCCCCUCAACCCUCUGGGUCCCAUGGGUGCCGUGCCGCUUCCACCGCAGAUGCAGCAGCAGAUCGCCCAAGCAUUAGGGCAGCGCGGCACUCCAACCCCUACGCCAGCUCCAGCUCCGCCAACACAGCAAACAGAUGGUGCUGCACCUGCGCCUGCGCCGGCAGAUGGAGCUGGAGCGCCUCCUGCGGGUAUCCUUCCACCAGGGUUCGGCGGCAUACCAGCACCAAAUGGCAGGACGGUACGGCAGGAGGGAAUCGGGCCAAAUGGCGCGCGCUGGUCUGUCACAUACAACGACUUCACAGCAAACAUACCACUGCGACCUGGACAGCCAACCAUGCCACGACCUGUACCCCAUCCAGCAGCCUUCGCCGUCCCACCCCGUCCAUUUGGCUCACCUGCACCAGGCGGAGUACAUGUACCUCUAAGCUGGCUUCUACCGAGGCUUCGAGGAACCCUGCAGGAGGCGGCUCGCGAAGUGGACAACGUGCGAACUCUGCUCGCUCCUUCUGCUGUAGAAGACGCUUUGUCGAGUGCGCAAUCUACAUCUAGUUCUGCAACAUUCCCCAGUUGGCGCGCUGAGCGUAUUCGCGAACACUUGCGAACCAUCACGCACAACCUGAACAUGGUCGAAAGUGGCCUCUCUGAUCCAGCCAUGCAACUCAACAUGGACGUGAUUGCAUUGCGACAGGCGGCCGGCGAAGUCAGGAGGCAGGCGAACGAGUUCAGCAGCGCCUUGGACGCACACGAGGCUGGAAUGAGGUCUGAGUUGGCCCACUCGACGUCACCGGGCACCUCAGCUGCAGCUGCAUCCGAUCCCUUGAUUGCAACAGCAUCAGCUGCAACACGGGCUCUACCGUCCGAUGCACCCCAGGAACUAUUUCUCCUUUCUAGUCCCCAUGGACCGGUCGGCGUUCUAUUUGAUCAGCGAGGAACUUACACAACCGCGCCGUUCACCUCGAACCUGUCUUCCCAAACCUUCAUCGACCAAUUCAACCAGAACCGCCAACUCAUUGCCGGCCUUGGCCAACAAAUCGCCCAAAGCUCUCAAAACUUGCAUAACCAGAUGGGCAGCAUCCAGCCAACACCAACACAACCGCCUGCCCAAGCACAGCCCGCACAGCCGCCCUACGCCCUCGACGAAGCCGCAGCCCAACGCGUGAUCCAAAACAUUCAAAACCGCAACGAGCGCCAGGCUGAAAACGCACCUCCCGUUGAUCCCGAUGCACCGGCCGAAAACGACCGUGUGGGCAACGUAGCAGGGCACCUCUGGCUCAUCUUCAAGCUCGCAUGCUUCGUGUACAUUUUCGCUGGCGGUGGUGGAUGGUAUCGCCCGCUUAUGCUGGGUAGCAUCGCCGUGAUUGUGUAUGUUUUUCAGCUGGGUGUUUUCGAAGCACAGUUCAAUGUCGUCAGACAGCAUUUCGAAGCCCUGCUUCCGAAUGCGGAGCACAUCGCUCAGGGCCGUGGCACGGACCAGAAUCGAAAUCAGAAUCAAGCGAACGGUGCAGGCGAGGCAAGACGCAAUCUAACGCCUGAAGAGGCAGCUCGUCGCCUUCUCCUACAACAGCGGAACAAUCAGUUCGGCUGGGCGAGGGAAAGCAUGAGGACGCUUGAGCGAGGCGUUGCGAUUUUCGUCGCGAGUCUGUGGCCGGGGAUUGGCGAGAGGAUGGUGCAUGCGCAGGAGGAGAGGGAGAGGUUGGAGCGCGUUGCUGCGUCUGAAGAGCGCGAACGCCAAGAGGAAGAGAGGAGGAGGGCGGAGGAAGAGGCGACCAAGCAGAGCGAGGAAAUGGAAAGCAGUGCCAGUGAGAAGCCGGUGCUGGAGAGAAACGCUACGCAGACUCUGGGCGAGAACUUCAUGGACGCCGGACCGAGUAAAAAGGGCAAAGAGAGGGCUCAACAGCCUACGACUGCACAGGCUGAUGAGAGCGGCAAGGGGAAGGAGAAGGCCGAGUACCCCGAUGGCGGCUCAGUAUCUGCUUCGACAUCUUGAGUCUACGGACAUGGCUUGACUUGAGUGCAAUAGCCUACACAGCAUCACGUUGGAUAGCGAAUAGCGAAUACCCAAUGUGAAACUUGCGAGCACAACGAUUCGUGUCAGGGAAUCCGUCAGAUUUCAAUGUGCCCGAAUUUAGUCAAUAGUCAAUAGUCAAGGCUACGAAAUACAGCUUGGGAUGAACGAA